GUGGAAGAGUAAUGCCCGUACCGCCUAUGUGCUGAACUGGCUGUCAUUUCUCUCCUGCUAAUUUUAGAUAGUAUUUCGGACUAAAUGGAAUGCUUUUGACGCUUGCAUCAUUUUUCUACGAGCUAUGAUGUACAGACAGAGUCGAUAAGCGGGGAUAUUAUUUGUUGAACAAAGCAAUUGUACCCAGACAGUUGGAGGGAUGGAGACUCUGAUUCCCAUCAUCAACAGGCUGCAGGAGGUCUUCCUCACAGUGGGUUCAGAUAUCAUACAGCUGCCUCAAAUAGUCGUGGUUGGAUCUCAGAGCAGUGGAAAGAGCUCUGUAUUGGAAAGCCUGGUUGGACGGGAUUUCUUGCCUCGAGGAUCAGGAAUAGUCACAAGACGACCCCUCGUGUUGCAACUCAUUAAUGUUUCUCCUCUGCAAGAGAGACUGAAGAUUGAGAAUGGUGUCAAAGCUGAAGAAUGGGGUACAUUCCUGCACUGCAAGAACCAGGUCUUCUCAGAUUUUCAGGAAAUUCGUAAGGAAAUCGAAGCAGAGACUGAACGCAGUUCAGGUGACAACAAGGGAAUCAGUCCUGAGCCAAUCUAUUUGAAGAUAUAUUCACCUAAAGUGCUCAAUCUCACUCUAGUUGAUUUACCAGGAAUAACUAAGGUUCCUGUUGGGGAUCAGCCAGAGGACAUUGAGACUCAAGUGCAAGAGAUGAUCUCGUCCUUCAUCUCAAAUCCAAACUCCCUCACCCUCGCUGUGUCCCCUGCCAACUCUGACUUGGCCACGUCGGAUGCUCUGAAAUUGGCUCGUGAGGUUGAUCCAGAUGGCCGUCGAACACUACUGGUGAUCAGUAAGCUGGACCUGAUGGAUGCAGGGACUGAUGCACUAGAGGUCCUUCUGGGUCGAGUCAUUCCAGUCAGACUUGGGAUCAUCGGGGUCGUAAACAGGAGCCAGCAUGACAUCAAUACCCAGAAGAGCCUAGGGGACUCAAUGAGAGAUGAGCAAGCCUUCCUGCAGCGCCACUACCCCUCUCUUGCCUCCCGCUCCGGCUCACGCUAUCUCGCCAAAACUCUCAGCAGGCUGCUCAUGCACCACAUCCGGGACUGCCUGCCAGACCUCAAAACCCGAGUGACCGUGCUGAGCGCUCAGUACCAGGCACGACUCAACGGCUAUGGCCAGCCAGUAGAAGACCACAGUGCCACGCUUCUGCAGAUUGUCACCAAGUUUGCAAGUGAUUACUGCCACACCAUCGAGGGAACAGCCAGAUACAUCCAGACCUCAGAGCUCUGUGGCGGCGCUCGAAUCUGUUACAUAUUCCAUGAGACCUUUGGUCGCACUCUGCAGUCCAUCGAUCCCCUUGGGGGACUGACUGAGCUCGACAUCCUCACUGCCAUUCGAAAUGCUACGGGUCCCCGGCCAGCGCUUUUUGUGCCCGAGGUGUCCUUUGAGUUGCUGGUGAAGCGGCAAAUGAAGCGUCUGGAGGAGCCCAGUCUACGCUGUGUAGAGCUUGUUCAUGAGGAGCUGCAGAGGAUCAUCCAGCACUGCUCCUCCUAUAGCACACAGGAGCUUUUGCGAUUCCCCAAACUACAUGAUUCCAUUGUGGAAGUGGUGACCGGAUUACUAAGGAAGCGGCUGCCAAUUACUAAUGAAAUGGUUCACAACUUGGUUGCAAUAGAACUCGCCUACAUCAACACCAAACAUCCAGACUUCUCUGAUGCAGGGCAGGUCUCAGCAUCUGUCAAUAGUCAGCAGGUGGAGAGCCUUGAUGGAGGGAAACGCUGGAAGAACGAGAAGCUUGCGGAAGAGAGAGCUCCUGCUGCAGGUUUUGGCAGCCCAAGCAAAGGCCAGGCCAUUAACCUCCUUGACACAGCAGUGCCAGUUUCCCGCAAGCUGAGUUCCAGGGAGCAGAGGGACUGUGAGGUCAUCCAGCGCCUCAUCAAAUGCUACUUCCUCAUUGUCCGCAAAAGCAUCCAAGACAGUGUGCCCAAGACGGUGAUGCACUUCCUGGUGAACUUUGUGAAAGAGCAUCUGCAGAGCGAGCUGGUGGGUCAGCUUUACAAACAGCCGCUGCUACAGGAGCUGCUCAUUGAGUCACAUGACACGGCACAGCAGCGCACCGAGGUUGCGCAAAUGCUGGAGGCGCUCCAAAAAGCCAAUAACAUCAUCUCUGAAAUCCGGGAGACCCAUCUGUGGUAGCUAGAGGAAACGAACAAUUCCCCUGUCUUAGGACAGCUUUGAGAGUAUGAGAGUGUAUGUGAGUUUACAGCACUGAAAGUGAAUGUUAGUGUGUGCUUAGUGUGCCUGUGUGUGCCUGUGUGUGCGUGUGUGUUAGUGUGUCUGAGCAGUACCACUGUUUUCUCAUGGACCAAUGAACAUAGCACAUUAAGAUGUCUUUUAUUCCUGUCAGCUGUCACCCUGACCAAUACACUGGGGCUGUUGACUUUCACUGUGAAUGCGUGUUGGAACAGAAGUUAAUUAAACACUCAGGCCAAAUGUGUUACUGUAAAGUUGCAUUUAGAACAACACAGCCAAGAACAAAUUCAUUCCUUUACAUCAUAUCUGUUGGGUAAAACAGUUGUUGCUAUAAUGUAGAUCAUAUGUAAAGCAUUUCUGUUAUACUCAUGGUUGCUUUUUUGUGUUCUUCAAAAUGCUUUUCCUCUGUACAGUUCUACACUCUCAAAGAGAAAGACAAAAAAAAAAAAAUCUGGCUUCCUCUGAGCCACUUCAGCAGGUGCUUAAAUUAUGUUAGAUUAGAUGUGUUCCAACUUAAAUCCCCAGCUUCAGAGCACUCACCAGAUUUAGAAAAUGAAAUGAAUUUCCUACUCAAUCAACGAAGACUGCAGUGCUACACUGUAGACAGAACACUGUCAUUUAUAGAAGUCACAGGAUGCAGAUUGUUUUUUCCCUCCUUAUCAUUAAGGUUUAUUUUCCAAAGAUGCGUUUCCUUGUCAGCUCAUUAUUACUGGUGCAAUGCCCUUUUAGAGAUGUGUGUAAUAAUGAACAAAGAGACCAAACCCCAUCAUUAUACAUUUUCCUCAGUUUGAUUUAAGGAAAGAUACAGUCAGGACAUCCUGUUUCAUGGUGGGAUUUUGUUCGAUUUAAGACCCAGAUAGUAUAAAUGUAAUUUCUGUUGCUUUGCUCUGUAUCCUUGAACCACGUCUUCACUGGUUUCUGCUUAAAAGAUAAGAUUCUCAAUCACCCAUCCCUGUCCACUAGUAAGGGCAGUAUGUGGAUAUCUCCUGCUUGCAGUUUUCCCUCAAUGUUAGCUUACAUCUCAAGUUAGACAAACUUUUUUUACUUCUGUGCCAAUAAUCAUUCUGUUGUAUAAUAUCGCUUGAUGUGAAACUUUUUCAUCUUUUCCAUCUGUUCCUAAGUUAGACUGUUGUUUUGCCAAAUUCCUUCCUGCAGUGCUGUAGUGAUUAAUGUGAAUCUCUUCUCAUAACCAAAACAAAAAAUACUCAUCCUAAAAGAAGGCUUUUAUGGAGGGCCUGCCUUAACUGGACCAUUAAAAAGCUACUUUCUUUGUGAAAAGGAAGCAAACACAACAUCCUCUCGGUACGUCUUUCUGAAAGCCUCUGUGUACCAUUGCAUGUGUGUUAAGUAUGCACGUGUAGCUGUAUGAAUGACAGUUAUGUAUAUUUUGUAUUAAUUUAAUGUACAUUAUUGUUAGGAUUAUAAUUGUGUCGACUGCCUCUGAGUUCUUGCCUGCCAAUAUUUGUGAUAUAUGUUUACCAAAUGAAGUCUGCUAAGAUUGGAGGGACUCAUUAAACCCUAACAAAGAACAGUG
This is a messenger RNA of Notolabrus celidotus (New Zealand spotty), 3773 nucleotides long. Its product is annotated as dynamin-1-like protein. Gene Ontology annotation, cellular component: microtubule; mitochondrion; cytoplasm. The record is from RefSeq and is a predicted model, not a curated record. NCBI's taxonomy places the organism in Eukaryota, Metazoa, Chordata, Actinopteri, Labriformes, Labridae. Gene Ontology annotation, biological process: mitochondrial fission. The transcript has 17 exons. Gene Ontology annotation, molecular function: microtubule binding; GTP binding; GTPase activity. The coding region runs from base 200 to 2182 and encodes 660 amino acids.